Molecule: messenger RNA, 527 nt
Organism: Monopterus albus (swamp eel)
Lineage: Eukaryota; Metazoa; Chordata; Actinopteri; Synbranchiformes; Synbranchidae
Product: macrophage mannose receptor 1-like
Exons: 5
Coding region: 81-527 (148 amino acids)
Source: RefSeq, a predicted model, not a curated record
GAGAUCAUUUCCGUCUGUCCAGGGAGCGUUGCUACAGUGGCUUGAAGUAUCAUCAAAUUGCUCUGAAUCUGGGAACCAACAUGCCAAAGUUCUCUCUCCAUGACAAAGUGUGUGUUCUGCUGUCUUGGGCUGUGAUGGUGAUGCACGGCGCUGCAGAGCAAGAUUACUUCCCCCAACUCAACAAUGUCACCUGGCACGAGGCCAGGAACCACUGCCAGGCCUGUUUCAAAGAGCUGGUGACUCUGACCCCUGACAACAUCCACACAGUCGUCCAGAACCUCACCAGUGAGUCCUGGAUCGGCCUCCGCAAGAACUUCUCCACCUCGAGCAUGUCCUGGACCCGCUGGGCCAACGGGGAUCCCCUCACCUUCCAGAACUGGUACCCUGGUUGGCCCGUGUUGAAAUCCUCCUUCCCAGCCUGCCUGGCAACAACACCAUACAUGAGCAGCACCACAACACCAUACAUGAACAGCACCACAACACCAUACAUGAGCACACCGCAGCAAAUACCACAGCUGCACCUGUGA